Thamnophis sirtalis is the source of this 2507-nucleotide messenger RNA. The record is from RefSeq and is a predicted model, not a curated record. NCBI's taxonomy places the organism in Eukaryota, Metazoa, Chordata, Lepidosauria, Squamata, Natricidae.
AUUCUCUCCCCUCCCCUCUGCGAUUGCAGCCUGACCGGAUUAAUUCAAUGACUCUUCUCCCUUUCCUUUCCGCCCUUGGGUUUAAACGUGCAGGGGAGCGGAGUUAGUCGCGGCGCUUUAAUUUAGAGUGGGGAAAAAAUAAAUUCAAGGAAACUAUCGGGAGAUGAGACGCGGCCGGAGAUGGUUUCCAGCAGCGCAGCGAGCGCACGCCCACAUUUCUCGGGAGGCGUCUUGUGUGUUUGGCUCAGGUGUUGGCUGUUGUUCAAGUGGGCAUUAUGGCCGAAGCAGGGCAACCCAUUCACCUUCUAGAUGUUUGCAAUCAAAAAUUCUCAGAAUUCCUGUUCAAUGCUGAACAUAAGUGCUUGGUGUGGUUGAGAGAAAUCGAGGAAGAAGCCAUGAAGAUAUUUGAUAGUAACAACUUUAGUACCGAACCUGAACUGAUGCCCAAAACACCAUCUCAGAAGAAGUAUCGGAAAAAGAAGCGUUCUUCAUUGUUUAAGGAUGAAAAUAAAGAACUAAUUAGAAAAAGAUUAUCUAAAGGACAUGGCAGUGUAAAGGCUGAAUCCUUUCAGAAGCUUUCUCCAAGAAGAGUACUGAAUAACCUCAAUGUGGGAGAUGCAAAAUCUUUGCCAGAUAUUAUGAUGAACUUUUCUAAGGGAAGUUCAAAAGUACAGUCUGACAAGUUAGCUAUGGGUCCAGUAGGGGAACCACUUGUUACUGGCUGCUACAAAAAUAGUGGAGUAGAAGAAAAAAGACAUAAGGUCAUCAAUGAAAUCCCUGAACUUUUUAUUGUGCAUUCAGAUGACUAUUUAGCUGAUAUUUCAAGAAUCUCUGAGAUUCCCAUUAUUUCAGACAGUCCUGCAAUGGUAGUUCCAUACAUCUCAGAUCCAAUAAAGGCAGGAAAAAAUGGGAAUGAAUCAAGGUUACCAAGUACAUCCACUCUAAAAGAAUCUUUAUAUGGAAAACACACAUCUGGAGAAGAGAUUCCACCCCAAACAUUAGUUAAUAAUAAUUUGGAUCCAGAAGGAGAACUCUCACAAGACUUGAAAGAAAGUUCUGCUGCCUCCACUGGGUCUUUGUCAGGCCAUCGUCAUCGAAGUAGACCACACAAAACUCCAAGGCUCUCGCUGGUGGAGAAAUAUUCGCUCAGCAGUAAAAGAAAAAGCACAAUUCGAAAAUCUAUCAGCAGGACAAUAGCCAGGAAGCACGCAGCUCAGGACUCAUCAUCUGCUUCAAGUCGAGUAAGCUGCCAUAGUUCGACUGAAGUACUUUUGAAUGAUGAAAACCACAAACAUGGGCCUUUGACACAGAACACUGAAUUAGGAGAGUCUCUGAAUAGUCUACAAAAAGAGCCUUGUGCUCUGGAUGCACCUAGUCUAGUUGUUAGCACCCCUAUGCGCAAUCCAACACAAUUUGAGAGGCACCAAGACAAGACUUGCAGUAAAGACAUACUUGAGACUAACAUUGCUGAUUCCCACAUAAGUAAUUCUGAAGAUUUAGCCAGGAACAACAGUUUCCAUGAACAAAUGCAGACUAUCCGGAAGCAAAGUUAUAGACAAGCAGUGGAGGACCUACCUGCUCCUUCAUGCACGGAAGAUAAAAAUCCUAGUCCUUUCAGUCCUAUAACCACAUCCAUUUCUGCAAAGAAAGUGCUGCCAACGUCCGGUCCAUCCAAGAUAAUACGACCUAUCAAAAACUUCUUUCAAACCAUGCAAAAGAAUCAGCUCCUCAAAUCUCCUGGGAACAAAGUCCCCAAACGUAGUACUCCCUGUAGAGCUGCCACCAAGGGGGAGUUUGUCGAAAAGGAGCGCCAACGUCUGGAGAGUCUUCGAAAAAAACAAGAAGCAGAGGAACAGAGAAAGCAGAAAGUGGAGGAAGAAAAGAGACGUCGGUUGGAAGAGAUAAAACUAAAGCGUGAAGAGCGACUGCGAAAGGUAUUGCAAGUUCGAGAACGAGUAGAGCAGUUGGAGGAAAAAAGAAAAAAGAAAAUGGAACAGAAAUUUUCUCAGCUUGAUGAAAGAAAUGACAAGAUGCGAGAGGAGAAAUCAACAGAAGAAAAGGCAAAGAAAAAAAUAUCUAUAAAGAAAAUCGAAGCAGAAGCCCAAAAAUCAAAACUGUCACAAAUGGAAGAAGGGCCAGAACUUCAAGAACGCCCAGAAAAAUGGAGAACAAUUGGGGAGAUUAAGAAAAUGCUGGAAAUCAAUAGUACAAGGCAGGAAAAGGGGCACCAAAGGCAUCAAGAUAAAGAGAAGCUAGUGAAAGUUCAGGAACUCACUGUAGUUAAGGAAGAGGAAGAAAAUGUAAAGGAACAAAAGAAUCCUGCCUCACUGGCUCAGCUGCAACAAGACAAGACAGCUGUGCAGGUGGAAAAUGUCCCUGCUGCAUGUGGCUGGCUGAAUAUAACUGCUCAGCCUUUAACUUAUCCUCAAUCCAUGAAAAAGAUUGACCUGGGUACAAUACUCAUAAGUGACUUGGUGAUGAAGUCACUUUAUUCAAGCAUUGCCUAA